UCUUCCUGUUUCUUUCUGUCCUACAGUCAGGCCAUAUAGUGUGAACAGAUGGGAUAUAUUUGGUAUAGGCUCCGCCCCGCCAGGCGAUCAUCUUGAAAAAUCGGCCAGUGAGCAGGAUGCUCUGAAUAUUCAAAUUAGUUUUCCAUAAGAUCUCAUCGCGCACUGUUGUCUGCGGAAGUCGAAUUCCGAUACGAUUCUCCUGGCACUUUUAAGGAAAAUCUGGAAUAUAGUUCAGUUUUUAAAUCGCAUAAUAUCGGUGGAAAUAUGAAUUCACAAUCGGCAGUGCGUCGUUAUCCACAUAGUUUUUCCAUCGAACAAAUUCUGGCCAAGCCGGAAAUGGGCAACACCAAUUCCUUUCAAGAUUCGGCGCAGGAUGAAAGUGGUCGCGGUGGCAUAUGUGGUGGUGUUUCGCGUGUUUCUAGUCCUGCAACAUCCAGUUGCUUGGAAGAUAACCUGGACGACGGCAAAAGUGAUAUCGAUUUGGCCUCAGAUGAUGGAAACGGCCUUGGUGAUGAUCGCAAGAAACGUCCGAGGACCGCCUUUUCGGCUGCCCAAAUCAAAGCUCUGGAAACGGAAUUCGAGAGGGGAAAGUACCUUUCGGUGGCCAAAAGAACUGCACUGGCCAAACAGCUUCAGCUCACAGAAACGCAGAUCAAGAUCUGGUUCCAGAACCGCCGCACCAAGUGGAAGCGCAAGUACACCUCGGACGUGGAAACCUUGGCCUCGCAUUAUUACGCCCAGCUGGGAAUUGGAGGAUUGGCCAGACCCAUGGUGGUUGGCGAUCGUCUGUGGCUCUUCAGCCAAACGCCAACGGGUCCCACGCCAAUUCAAUCCAUUAUGCUGAAUGGAAGCGGAUCUGCUGCGCCUAUGGCAUCGGCGACGGCCACCGGCUCACCAAUGCGUCCGUAUCCGUCGAGUGGCGGGAUGCCACCAUUGCCGGGACCCAGUGUGAUGGAGAGUGCACGAAAUGCAAUCCUGGCACGUGGACAGCCCUUGAACUUUGCUCUGCCCUUUGGAGUGGCCAAGCCACCGGCGGGAGGUGUUCCAUCGGCCAGCUACAUCCCGCGCUGCAAGUCCUAUGCGGGAAGCUUUGUGGAUUAUGCAGCUACACUUCCGCCAAAUGAGGCCUAUUUGCAGAUGAAGUACGCUACACUGCCGCCGGAAACGGAAACAGGAACCUCCAAUGGACUGGCCGAGUUGGAACGAGUUUUCGGUGAUGCCAAUGCCAACUUCCUGCAGCAACGCAUCACUCCAAGCACCGGGGGAGCAACAUCUUUCGGUCACGAAGGCUUAAAUCAAGCCCAAAGGAACAGGAGGCCCACACAAUCAGAGUCCGAGUGCAGUGACAUUGACUGCGAGCAUCUGGACGAAGAUGAGGAGCCACCUGCUACGGAGUAA
Messenger RNA from Drosophila eugracilis, 1398 nucleotides. RefSeq names its product ventral anterior homeobox 1 (gene lms). The coding region runs from base 265 to 1398 and encodes 377 amino acids. The transcript has 3 exons. Gene Ontology annotation, molecular function: DNA binding; DNA-binding transcription factor activity, RNA polymerase II-specific. The record is from RefSeq and is a predicted model, not a curated record. Gene Ontology annotation, biological process: regulation of DNA-templated transcription. Lineage: Eukaryota; Metazoa; Arthropoda; Insecta; Diptera; Drosophilidae.